Cottoperca gobio is the source of this 3353-nucleotide messenger RNA. Its product is annotated as ATP-binding cassette sub-family G member 4-like. The coding region runs from base 291 to 2237 and encodes 648 amino acids. The record is from RefSeq and is a predicted model, not a curated record. Lineage: Eukaryota; Metazoa; Chordata; Actinopteri; Perciformes; Bovichtidae. Gene Ontology annotation, cellular component: plasma membrane. The transcript is spliced from 15 exons. Gene Ontology annotation, molecular function: ABC-type sterol transporter activity; ATP binding; ATP hydrolysis activity. Gene Ontology annotation, biological process: cholesterol homeostasis; cholesterol efflux; transmembrane transport.
GCUGUGGACGAGAGCACUGACGCGUCUGAUACUGCGCAGCUGUCAGUCUUCAUCCGCGGUGUCGACUCAAAUCUGUGUGUUACGGAGGAGCUUUUGGGAUUUAAAUCCAUGCAUGGCACAACCACAGGGAAGGACAUCUUUGAGGAGGUUUGCAAAUGUGUAACUGAAAUAAACCUGCCGUGGGAUAAACUCGUGGGAUUAACCACUGAUGGUGCGCCAGCGAUGAGUGGUACAAAGAAUGGACUGGUGGGCAGGAUGCGGGAAGAGAACUGUGCAGACAGACUACUGGUAUGGACAAUAAGGCGUUGGAACCUGACUCUGUGAGUAUACCCAUGGAGGAGGCCAUCAUGUGUAAUGGAGCCGGCCAGCCUCAGCAGCAGCAGGAAGCAUCUCUUUUAACCCACCUGAAGAAGGUUGAGAACCAGAUCACUGAAGCCCAGCGUUUCUCCCACCUCCCCAAACGCUCAGCUGUGGACCUGGAGUUCAGCAACCUUUCCUACACUAUCCAGGAGGGACCAUGCUGGAGGAGGAGAGGUUUCAAAGCCUUACUGAAGUGCCUGUCUGGAAGGUUCUGCAGUCGGGAGCUGAUAGGAAUCAUGGGGCCCUCUGGGGCCGGGAAGUCCACCUUAAUGAACAUUCUGGCUGGAUACAGGGAAACGGGGAUGAAGGGUCAGAUCCGGGUAAAUGGGAAACCCAGAGACCUGAGGAAAUUCAGGAAAAUGUCCUGUUACAUCAUGCAGGAAGACAUGCUGCUGCCACACCUCACUGCACGAGAGGCCAUGAUGGUUUCAGCCAACUUAAAGUUGAAUGAAUCUAUGGAUGUGAAGAAAGAACUGGUGAAUGAGAUUCUGACUGCAUUAGGGCUCCUGGAAUGUGCUUACACACGGACCAGCUCGCUGUCCGGGGGUCAGUGUAAGCGGCUGGCCAUCGCCCUCGAACUGGUCAACAAUCCUCCAGUCAUGUUCUUUGAUGAGCCCACCAGUGGCUUAGACAGUGCAUCAUGCUACCAGGUGGUCUCACUAAUGCGCUCUCUGGCGCUGGGAGGACGGACCAUCAUCUGCACCAUCCACCAACCCAGUGCCAAGCUGUUUGAGAUGUUUGACAAGCUUUACAUUCUCAGUCAGGGACAGUGUAUCUACAAAGGCUCAGUCCCUUACCUCAUCCCCUACCUGAAGACUCUUGGCCUUUACUGUCCUACCUACCACAACCCUGCAGACUUCAUCAUUGAAGUGGCAUCAGGAGAGUACGGAGACUUGAACCCGGUGCUGUUUGAGGCAGUCCAAGGUGGACUGUGUGCAUUAGAGGAGAAGAAGAACCAAUGUGAUAACAAUGGCACAGCUGUGUGUGCAUCAAAGUGCCCAAAGGAUGCUGGACACAUAGAGAGCCAUACUUUUGCCACAAGCACUCUAACACAGUUCUGUAUCCUCUUCAAGAGAACCUUCAUAAUUAUAUGUCGAGACCAGGUUUUGACACACCUUAGACUGAUGUCCCACAUCGCCAUAGGUGUGUUAAUAGGCUUGCUCUAUCUGAACAUCGGCAAUGAUGCGAGCAAGGUCUUUAACAACACCGGGUUCCUCUUCUUCUCUAUGCUCUUCCUCAUGUUUGGAGCGCUCAUGCCAACCGUGUUGACCUUUCCUCUGGAGAUGUCUGUGUUCCUGAGGGAACACCUGAACUACUGGUACAGCCUGAAAGCCUACUACCUGGCCAAAACCAUGGCUGAUAUCCCAUUCCAAGUGAUCUGCCCCAUCAUGUACUGUAGCAUAGUGUACUGGAUGACAGAGCAGCCUCCUGAGGCCAGCCGCUACCUGCUCUUCCUCGCCUUGUCCACCUGCACUGCCCUGGUAGCCCAGUCCCUCGGCCUUCUGGUUGGGGCCGCCUCCACCUCAUUACAGGUAGCCACAUUUGUUGGACCUGUCACAGCCAUCCCAGUGCUGCUUUUCUCUGGAUUCUUUGUGAACUUUGACACAAUCCCCAAGUACCUGCAGUGGACCUCCUAUGUGUCUUAUGUCAGGUACGGCUUUGAAGGGGUGAUCCUGUCCAUCUACGGGAUGAACCGUUCAGAGCUUGAGUGUCCUGGGAAGGUGUGUAAGUUCCAAAAGCCUGAAGAGGUUCUGCAGUUGUUGGAUGUGGAAGACGCAAAGCUUUACAUGGAUUUCAUUGUCCUUGGCAUUUUCUUCAUCGUCCUGCGGCUGGCCACCUACCUUGUCCUCCGCUACAAGGUCAAGUCUGAGCGAUAAGUUUGGCUUUGUUCACCUUCCAAAUCUCAAGGCCCCUCCCUCAUGUCAUACCACACCUGCUCUCUUUUCUGUGCACAGAAAACAACCUCUCAUCUGGGAAUUUUGUUUUCAAUCCAUUGUACGCAUUGCUGCUAAAUGGGCAGAACAUAAAUUGUGAUCUGUUCUACUGCCAACAACUGUGCAGCGACUGAUGAUGCAGAGCAGCGAAGAAUCAUCUUAUAAAUCAACGUAUACCUGUUUUACCUCAGACAUCAGGACUUAACUCCUGUGCACAGAGACAAAGGGCAAAGAGACUGAGCCACAUUCAGAUACCUAUAUUGUAUAUGUCAUAACCCUACAAGACAGAAAUGUUUCCAGAAUAAGUAAGUGAUACAGUGACACUUAUUUGAGUGGACACGCAUGUUUAUUCUAAACUGUGUGCUACCAUUCUGUCACUGUUGAGUGUUAGGACUUUGGUCCACAGAGAAAAGCAAAUACAGAGUGUUUACAUUGCUCUAUUAGUAAAAAAGAAAACCUAGAGGAAAGACUGUUGCACUGGAAAGUAAGUGGGAUGUAUUGUGCCUGAAAGAAUGAACACUGGAAGAAAGCAGUUUGUUGGAGCUCUUUUGUUCUAUAUUUUUGCAUAUGACAGAACCUGGGUGGCAGUUUGUAGUCUAAAAAUAUUUACUUCCUGUGUAUGAAAAUAAAAUCAUUGUUUGAGCUAGAUUUUUUUUUAACAUGUUGAUAGUUGUAAAUUAAGCUUUACCAUGAUUGUCUAUCGAAAUUUGGUAUUUUUUGGACUUGCAUAGUAUAAUCUGAAAUCUUUCAAAUCUCAGUUUAAAUAAAAAAUUAUUAAGCCUUAAUCAUUUUAUACUGUACUGUAUUAUAUUUAGUACUAUAUGUAAAUCCAAUAAUAUAGAUGUAUUUAAGAUAAAUAUAUGAGUUACUGUAUCAUUAUUCUUUUGUGUCCACACUACAUCCAGUAAUGUCACGAGGACAUAACAUGCUCAUUCAAUCAUGUUUGGUGCUAUCUGAAGUUUCAUGUUUUAUUUGAAUUACAUGUAUUUAAAAAAAAAAACCUGAUGCACCUGGACUGCACGUUACACAAAUACUGAGCACUUGACAACCAGAGAAAAA